UUCCACUCAGGCUUUAAAGCGUAUUUCUUUAGGCGAGACAAGCGUGAACUGCGCUGAGAUUUGGGAAGGAAUCUUUAUUGUUCUGAUCCCUCCUCCUUCUUGGGAAGUGGGAGGACCCGAAAAGUUCGUCGCAAAAGGGAGAAUUGUUCCAGGACUCAGUCAUCCAAAAACGUCCUUUCAAUGCAAGAAGUUGGGGAGCCGAAGAAAAUGUCGGUGCUGCUGCAGUAGUAAAUUACUAAAGCAGUAGCCGUUUGCGGAGAAAAGGAGGAGAGGAAUUGUAGUUUUCUUGGAUUAAACAGCGAGAAACGCUGGGAAAAGUCGACCAACGAAAAACUAGUGGAUUCAACUGCAAACUACUGCACGUUUUUGGGGUAGUGCAUGGAAAAUGUCUGGGAUAUUGGACUGGAUACCAUGGGAAAGAAAGCGGAAGUUUCGAGCGCUGUGUGCCUUGGGUGCUCUGCUGUGCUGCCUGCAGGAUAGUGCUGCUGUUAGAGAUGAUGUCCCAGUCUUUACAGAGGAGCCUUUUUCUGUGGUACAGAAACUGGGGGGCAGCGUGACCCUGCGAUGCAGCGCUCUGCCUAACCAUGCCAACAUCAGCUGGCGUCUAAACGGUCGAGAGCUGCCAGCUGGGGGCAACGAGGAGCUGGGAGUGCUGGUGUGGCCCGGUUCUCUCUACAUCCCCUCCCUUACAAACCUCACCAUAGGCAGAUACCAGUGUGUGGCCACCACCAGCGUCGGGUCCUGCGCUAGUGUGCCAGCCAACGUUACUGCAGCUAAACUGCGAGAUUUUGAGCCAGAUGACCAGCAGGAAUUUGAGGUGGAUGAAGGGAACACAGCUGUGAUCGAGUGUCAUCUGCCUGAGAGUCAACCUAAAGCUCAGGUCCGCUACAGUGUCAAACAGGAGUGGCUGGAGACAUCUAAAGGGAAUUACCUGAUCAUGCCAUCAGGAAACCUUCAAAUAGCUAAUGCUACACAGGACGAUGAGGGUCCCUAUAUAUGUGCUGCUUACAACCCUGUCACCCAGGAAGUUAAAACCUCCACCUCUACAGAUCGUCUCCGAAUACGACGUUCAACAUCUGAGGCCGCACGUAUCAUCUAUCCACCUGCAUCUCGGUCCAUUAUGGUGAACAAAGGCCAGCGACUUGUGCUUGAGUGUGUGGCCAGCGGUAUUCCCACUCCACAGGUCACAUGGGCUAAGGACGGUCUGGACUUGCGAAAUCUCAACAACACCCGCUUCUUACUGAGCAACUUGUUGAUUGAUGCAGCAAGCGAGAGCGACUCGGGCACUUACGUGUGUAACGCUGAUAACGGCAUUGACUCUGCGAGUUCUGCUAGGGUGCUGUACGACGUGCAGGUGUUUGAACCUCCUCAGGUGCGUGUCGAGCUGCAGCAGCAAGACAUUGCAUGGGGCGGCACGGUGCGUUUCAGCUGUCAGGUGAGUGGCAAGCCCACUCCCACUGUGGUGUGGCUCCACAACGCUCAGCCCCUGAGCCCAUCACCACGCCAUCGGAUGUCCUCACAGGUGCUGCGCGUGCUCCACGUCGGGCCGCAGGACGAUGGCAUGUACCAGUGCAUGGCGGAGAAUGGUGUGGGCAGCUCACAGGCAGCCACAAGACUUCUCACUGUCCCAACAGUGCCCUCACGGUCAGGUAAGCUGCCCAUGAUUCGACCGAUGAGCCCGGAUAAAGUGCUGCGGGAACAGCCACCUUUGAAGCCUGUGGCCACCAGUGCAGUGCUGCCUUUCGACUGCUCUGAGGUCCGAGUCUCUCCCGCCGAAGCUCCAGUCAUCCUGAGUCAGCCACGCACAGGAAAGGCCGACUACUAUGAACUUACCUGGAAACCCCGUCAUGAUGGAGGAGCACCUGUGCUGGAGUAUGUUGUCAAGUACAGAAAGGCUGGAGAAUCUCCCGGAGAGUGGACCACUAACACCAUUUCAGGCUUCCAGCACAAACUGACUCUUACUAAACUGCUGCCUGCCAGCCUCUAUGAAGUGGAGAUGGCCGCUAAGAACUGCGCUGGACUUGGGCAGCCCGCGAUGAUGACUUUUAGAACAGGCAAAUGGCGAAGAGGAGGACCCGUAGGGCCUCCAAAAACACCAGAUGAGCCACCUCGUCUCACACCUCCAGAAGCUCCAGACAGACCCACUGUUUCCAUGGCCACCGAGACCUCAGCCUAUGUGACGUGGAUCCCUCGCGGGAACCGUGGAUUCCCCAUCCAGUCAUUCCGUGUGGAGUUCAAGAAAUUGAAGAAAGGCAGUGGAGAGUGGGAGGUGGCUGUAAACAAUAUCCCUCCCUCUCGCCUCUCAGUCGAGAUAACAGGCCUGGAGAAAGGAACAUCAUACAAGUUCAGAGUUUUGGCCGUUAACGUGUUGGGAGAGAGUCCAGCAAGCGCUCCCUCUAAAGCCUACACAGUGGUGGGCAGUGGUCCACCAAACCGACGUCCCAUCGACGGACCCUACAUCACCUACAAUGAAGCCAUCAAUGAGACCACAGUCAUCCUGAAAUGGACGUACACACCAGUCAAUAACACCCCCAUUUAUGGCUUCUACAUCUUCUACCGACCCACCGAUAGCGACAAUGACAGUGACUACAAAAAGGAUAUAGUGGAAGGUGACCGCUACUGGCACUCCAUUACUGACCUACAGCCUGAGACGGCUUAUGACAUUAAGAUGCAGUGUUUCAACGAAGGGGGCGAGAGCGAGUUCGGAAAUGUCGUCAUUUUAGAAACUAAAGCUCGCCUUCACCAGAGGACCACACCUCCAGAGACCUCAUCGUCCAGACCCGACCAUCCAGGAAACCCUGUUCCUCGGCCUGGUGAUCUGCCUUACCUCAUUGUGGGUGUGGUACUCGGAGCAUUCGUUUUCAUCAUCGUAGCCUUCAUCCCAAUCUGUCUGUGGAGAGUCUGGGCCAAACAAAAACAAACUUUAGACAUGCGCUUUCCAGCGUUGGCAGCUACAGUAUCUCCAUGCCAGUACACCAUGGUACCCCUGCAAGGAUUGGCUCUAGGUCGGCCUUGUCCUGUAGACCCCCACCUGACAUCUGCCCACACUGUCUACGCUCCUAAAGGAGAAUACAUUCCCAAUGGGAAAUACACUACACAGCGCCUUCCUGGACACCGGGAGGAUGCUGACAAUGAGUUGGAGUGUGAUGCAUUGUUACCUCAGAAACUUCCCAAUCAGCAACCACAUAUCCACAAUUACUGUAACGGGGUGUCCGGUUGUCCUGAAGAGGGAUGCUAUGUGUCUGAUGGUUCCCCCUUGCAGAUCCUCAGCUUAUCGGGACCUACACUUCCAUCUCAGAGUCCUGACUCCAUACAGGCCGAUCACUCCCUCACUGAAGCAGUUCAUUUGGAAGGGGAGGUCACUGCUGACUUGCCCCUGUUAACAACAGUUGAUGCGGGCAUAAACCAGUUGCUCCUAUAUGCUGAGCAACAGGAAGUGGGAACAACACAGAACAUGAAGCAGCUUGAGGAACAAGGGACCAGGGAUGAUUCAAAAGAUGGAUGAAACUGUAGAAAAAAAAGAGAGGGGGGGGGGGGGGGAGAAAAUAUUUAUUUUUGUAUAACAGAUGCUAUAUUUAUAUAUUUAUGUUUGUACAUAGUACAUUUUUU
This is a messenger RNA of Rhinichthys klamathensis goyatoka, 3609 nucleotides long. RefSeq names its product BOC cell adhesion associated, oncogene regulated (gene boc). The transcript is spliced from 19 exons. Gene Ontology annotation, cellular component: plasma membrane; axon. NCBI's taxonomy places the organism in Eukaryota, Metazoa, Chordata, Actinopteri, Cypriniformes, Leuciscidae. Gene Ontology annotation, biological process: cell-cell adhesion; axon guidance; nervous system development. The record is from RefSeq and is a predicted model, not a curated record. Gene Ontology annotation, molecular function: protein binding. Bases 386 to 3505 code for a protein of 1039 amino acids.